Molecule: messenger RNA, 2039 nt
Organism: Triticum urartu
Lineage: Eukaryota; Viridiplantae; Streptophyta; Magnoliopsida; Poales; Poaceae
Source: RefSeq, a predicted model, not a curated record
GACAAAUCAUACCUUUGCUCUAACCUGUACCUGAUCCGAGUCCAGUUCCCCUGCUUCACCCCCUAUUCCAUGGCGACGCCGCCGCCGCUCCUCCGACUCCACCCUCACCGCAUCCUCCCUCGCCUCCGCCGCUUCACCUCUGGCCGCCUCCUUCUCCGCCUCCACCCCAAAUCCCUCUACGCCACUGCCUCCACCUCACAAGCCGCCCCAACCCCGCCUCCUCAACCUCCUCCCCACGGCCCCUCGCUCCGCCGCGGCCGCCCAACGACAGGCCAUCCUCCCGAAGCGCCCCUCUCCUUCUCGCGCACAUUCGACCUCGCGGCCCUCCGCGUUCCCGCCGCCGCCUGCGCGUCCCUCGAGCGCCGCCUUCGCGGACACUUGCUCAACUGGCCCCGGGUCCGCAACAUCGCCCGUCUCCCCAACGACGACGGCGACGGCCUCAUAUCUCUCCCCACGUCUCCCCGAUCCUCCUCCGCCCUCCCGCCGACGGCGGUGGCGCGCCGCGAGAAGCUGGCCCGCGAGUUCAAUGCCCGCGGCUUCGUGGAGUUCCCCAUCCUCGCCAAGAUGUCACGGCCCGCCGGGCGGACGCGAAGGGAGACAAAGGGGAGAGCAGCCGGCGGCAAGGAGACCAAGUACGAGAAAGACAAGGUCUAUGUCGUGGAGGUGCUGGAGCAGGGAGGGGAGGACGACGAAGACGAAUGGAAGGGGUUAGUCGGGGGGGAAGGGUUCGGGAAGGGCGCGUGGCGAGGGGAGCCCACCCGGCUGUUGCUGCUGGAUGAGGGUCACGCCAAGAGGAGAGUUGAUGAGCUCCCCGAGGCCGUCAAGGUUGUGUUAGAACACGAAGCCAACCAGGGUGGACCUUUUGCCUAUGAGCUUGUGCAAUGUCAGCUAACCCUGUUCUAUGAUUACUGGCCAAUGAAUGAGGUCUUGGAGGCAUUACUUCCUGAAGGGAUAAUCAUUCCUGCAGGCUUUGAGACAGUAGGACAUAUUGCCCACUUGAACUUGAGGGAUGAACACUUACCUUAUAAGACACUUAUAGCUCAUGUAAUUUUUGAGUACAUAAUGGUCGUUCUAGACAAAAACAAGCCAAAGAUCCAAACUGUUGUCAAUAAGAUUGAUGCUAUUCAAAAUGAUUACAGAACUAUGCAACUUGAAAUCUUAGCUGGCCACGAUUCCCUUGUUACAACAGUUAUUGAGAGUGGCCUUCGUUUUCAAGUUGAUCUUGCAACAGUCUAUUGGAAUUCUAGAUUAUCAACAGAAAGGCAGAGGCUUGUCAACAAUAUCUUUCAAAAUUCUGAUGUUGUAUGUGAUGUAUUCUCUGGUGUUGGGCCAAUAGCAAUUUCAGCUGCAAAAAAAGUCAAAUAUGUUUAUGCAAAUGACCUAAACCCAGCUGCAGUUGAGUACCUUGAGCAAAACAUUGUUCUUAACAAACUUGAGAGAAAAAUUGAGGUAUUUAACAUGGAUGCCAGAAGGUUUGUUAAUGCGAUGUACUCAAGCCAACAUGUGCAUCCAGUCACACAAGUAGUAAUGAAUUUGCCCAAGGACGCUGCAGAAUUUUUAGAUGUGUUCAGAGGAAUCUUAAGAAACAGACAAACAGGACACAUUGCCAUGCCAAAGAUCCAUGUGUAUGGAUUCUCCAAAGCUGAGGAUCCUGAAUAUGACUUUCAUGAGAGGAUAAAUCUAGCAUUGUGUGACAGUGUGACGGGCGUUGAAAUGCACAGGGUACGGCUUGUUGCCCCUGGGAAAUGGAUGCUCUGUGCGUCUUUUACCCUUCCAGAAUCUGUCGCAUCUGCAAAGGCGAAUUACAUUACCUGCUAAAUAUUUGUAAUCAGAUGGCUUGCUAUACUAGACUUAUAGCAGACGAAAGAGAAGUUGUGUGCUUGGCUCUACUGAGCCUGUUUUUUCAAAAGAAUGAAAAAUUCAUAUUUUAAAGUUCCAAAAAAUCUGAUUUUUUUCUUCUAAAUAUUCAUAUGGAUGUAUACCACAUCUGUGUAAAAUUUCAUGAUGAAAUGCAAGGUGUAAAUUUACACUGCCGCAAA